ACAUUUCAGAAGACAGGGAGCCGUGCGUGAACACGAGAACUUGGCUGGAACGGCUCCACCGAUUUAUUAUAAUCAUACGCACGAUCCGGUUUAUAAAACAUUUGGUUGCUGGCCCUAUAAAACAAGGACACAACAAGGAUGGAAUGGCAGCCAGAUGAACAGGGCCUCCAGCAGGUUUUGCAGCUCUUGAAAGACUCCCAGUCCCCGAACACAGCAACACAGAGAGCCGUGCAACAAAAACUAGAACAACUGAACCAGUUUCCGGACUUCAACAACUACCUGAUCUUUGUGCUCACCAGACUUAAAACUGAAGAUGAGCCGACGCGUUCCCUGAGCGGCCUGAUCCUGAAGAAUAAUGUGAAGGCGCACUACCAGAACUUCCCUCCUGCUGUGGCCGACUUCAUCAAGCAGGAAUGCCUCAACAGCAUCGGGGACCCCUCCCCCCUCAUCCGCGCCACCAUCGGUAUCCUGAUCACCACCAUCGCGUCCAAAGGGGAGCUGCAGACGUGGCCUGAGCUGCUGCCUCAGCUCUGCACCCUGCUCAACUCCGAGGACUACAACACCUGUGAGGGUUCGUUCGGCGCGCUGCAGAAGAUCUGCGAGGACUCGUCUGAGCUGCUGGACAGUGAUGCCCUCAACCGGCCCCUCAACAUCAUGAUCCCCAAGUUCCUCCAGUUCUUCAAGCACUGCAGCCCCAAGAUCAGGUCUCAUGCCAUUGCCUGUGUGAAUCAGUUCAUCAUUGGCAGAGCACAGGCUCUGAUGGACAACAUCGACACUUUCAUAGAGAGCCUGUUUGCGCUGGCUACAGACGAGGACUCUGAGGUCCGGAAGAACGUGUGUCGUGCGCUGGUCAUGCUGCUGGAGGUCCGCAUCGACCGCCUCAUCCCUCACAUGCACAGCAUCAUCCAGUAUAUGCUACAGCGUACGCAGGACCCCGAUGAGAACGUGUCGCUGGAGGCCUGUGAGUUCUGGCUCACGCUGGCGGAACAGCCCAUCUGCAAAGACGCGCUCUCUGGACACCUGGCACAACUCACGCCCAUUCUAGUCAACGGCAUGAAGUACUCUGAGAUUGACAUCAUCCUACUCAAGGGCGAUGUGGAGGAGGACGAGGCGGUGCCGGACAGUGAGCAGGACAUCAAGCCGCGCUUCCACAAGUCGCGCACGGUGACGCUGCAGCACGAGGGCGGGGAGGGGGAGGAGGGCGAGGACAUCGACGAGGACGACGACGACGAUGACGACACACUCUCCGACUGGAACCUACGGAAGUGUUCUGCGGCCGCUCUGGACGUUCUAGCUAACGUGUUCCGUGACGACCUCCUGCCCCACCUGCUGCCCCUGCUGAAGGGUCUGCUGUUCCACCCCGACUGGGUCGUCAAGGAGUCCGGCAUCCUGGUACUGGGGGCCAUCGCAGAGGGCUGUAUGCAGGGCAUGAUUGCGUACCUGCCCGAGCUGAUUCCACACCUGGUGCAGUGCCUGUCGGAUAAGAAGGCGCUGGUGCGUUCCAUCGCCUGUUGGACUCUGAGCCGCUACGCCCACUGGGUGGUCAGCCAGCCGCCCGACCAGUACCUGAAGCCCCUGAUGACCGAGCUGCUCAAGCGCAUCCUCGACGGCAACAAGAGGGUGCAGGAGGCCGCCUGCAGUGCGUUUGCUACUCUGGAGGAGGAGGCUUGCACAGAGCUGGUUCCGUAUCUGGCGUUUAUUCUGGACACGUUGGUGUUCGCCUUCAGCAAGUACCAGCACAAGAACCUGCUCAUCCUCUACGACGCCAUCGGAACCCUCGCCGACUCCGUGGGACACCACCUCAACCAGCCGGAGUACAUCCAGAAGCUGAUGCCCCCCCUCAUUCAGAAAUGGAACGAGCUCAAGGACGAGGACAAGGACCUCUUCCCCCUGCUAGAGUGUCUGUCGUCGGUGGCAACGGCGCUGCAGAGCGGAUUCCUCCCGUACUGUGAGCCUGUGUACCAACGCUGUGUUACCCUGGUGCAGAAAACCCUCGCACAGGCCAUGAUGUACACGCAGCACCCUGAGCAGUACGAGGCGCCGGAUAAGGACUUCAUGAUCGUGGCGCUGGACCUGCUGAGCGGGCUGGCCGAGGGGCUGGGGGGGCACGUGGACCAGCUGGUCGCCCGUAGCAACAUCAUGACCCUCCUCUUCCAGUGCAUGCAGGACAGUAUGCCUGAGGUCAGACAGAGCUCUUUCGCGCUGCUAGGAGAUCUGACCAAAGCCUGCUUCCCCCAUGUCAAGCCCUGCAUCGCGGAGUUCAUGCCAUCUGUGUGUAACAACGCCACCUGGGCCAUCGGGGAGAUCGCCAUGCAGAUGGGAGCGGAGAUGCAGCCCUAUGUGGCCCUGGUCCUUAAUAACCUGGUGGAGAUCAUCAACAGACCCAACACCCCCAAAACCCUGCUGGAGAAUACAGCCAUCACGAUUGGCCGGCUGGGCUAUGUGUGUCCACAGGAAGUCGCUCCCGUGUUGCCGCAGUUCAUCCAGCCCUGGUGCUCGUCCUUAAGGAAUAUCCGUGACAACGAGGAGAAAGACUCCGCAUUCCGCGGAAUCUGCAUGAUGAUCGGCGUCAAUCCAGGCGGUGUGGUCCAGGACUUCAUCUUCUUCUGUGAUGCAGUGGCGUCGUGGGUCAGUCCAAAGGAUGACUUGAGAGACAUGUUUUAUAAGAUUCUGCACGGCUUCAAGGACCAGGUGGGGGAGGAGAACUGGCAGCAGUUCUCAGAGCAGUUCCCCCCUCUGCUGAAGGAGCGGCUGUCCACCUGCUACGGGGUCUAGCACACACUCCACACACACGACAUGCCUGAGAGGUCCACUUGCAGAAGGAAGGAACUCCUCCAUGUCUGUGCUCAACUUCCCUGACGGAUGGAGAGGGGUUGUGACGUCGCCACACACACACACACACACACACACACACACACACAUGCAUACAAACACACUCACACACACACAACCUCUCUCCGAUGCGUGUGUGUCUGUAAGGGGAGUGGGGAGGGGGGUGGAGUCUGGGGUAGGUUAAUGACUUCAUGGGAACGGGUGAGGGCUCCUGAUUGGCUCUCAGUUCUCCAUAUGGGUUAGAGGGGGUGUGGCCUCUGCCAAGGGGUUAAUGUGGGUGGGAGGGCAUGCAGGCAAUUAUCCUUCCAGCCAUAGCCACACACACACCACACACACACCACACACACACACACACACACACACACACACACACACAAUGUACUCAGGCGUGUGUGUGUCAUUCACUAGUCAGUAACUUGCGCUAUUGGCUGGGCUGUAGAGCCAAAAAAUCCUUUAGCGCCCCCCACUGGCGGGCUGUAGGUAUCACACCUCAGAUGCUCCAACAGGUCUGUUUCUUUUCUUUUGUUAAAGGGGAGGGAGGGCAGCUAGUUCUACUCAUCUUUGUAUCGCUCCGUCGCUUGUGGACUGCAUCCUGCAGGUAGCUGGUUCCCACCCGCUCCAUUUGGGCCCAGUUCUUGUGGCCCACAUCCUGCAGGUAGCCGGUUCCUAGCUGGUUCCCACCCGCUCCAUUUGGGCCCAGUUCUCGUGGCCCACAUCCUGCAGGUAGCCGGUUCCUAGCUGGUUCCCAGCCGGUCCACUUGGGCCCGGUUCUGGGGGCGGCUGCUGCUUGUGAGCUCAUCCCCUCGUGUAGUCCUCCUGUGGCCACAGCCUGGAGCAGCGCCCGCACUUCACUCUUCCAGCCUGCGGGGGGCGAUCUACACUGCAGUCAGGCUAGGUCACCUAGGAAACCUGAGACUAGUCCCCUCCCCCUUGGCCUUGCUGUGGGCGGGGUCCCAGGGAGGAAAUGCACAUCGUCAUAGCGACUGUUACUGUAGCAACGUGCAGGUGAUGGGUGGUGUGCAAGGGGCCAGUCCCAGCUGUGGCUCAGAGCCAAGGUGUGUGAGUGAGCGCAGGUGGGCCUUGGUAGUGAUUGUCCGCAGGUGUGUGUGUGUGUGUGAGCGCAACCGGGCCUGGGUAGUGAUUGUCCUUCUCUCUGAUGUGAUGUGUGUGUAGCUCUGAAUGCUAGUGGGAGGGUAAAUGCUGAGGUAGCGUGUGUGUGUGUGUGUGUGUGUGUCCUGAGGUAGGAUGUGUUUUGAAUACUUGAGAUUGAGCUCGGGGCAGAUCCGGUCUGGCCCUCUGUCUGCUGCCUGCGUGGGGGGGGGGGGG
Molecule: messenger RNA, 4158 nt
Organism: Sardina pilchardus (European sardine)
Lineage: Eukaryota; Metazoa; Chordata; Actinopteri; Clupeiformes; Clupeidae
Product: transportin-2-like
Biological process (GO): protein import into nucleus
Cellular component (GO): cytoplasm; nucleus
Molecular function (GO): nuclear import signal receptor activity; small GTPase binding
Source: RefSeq, a predicted model, not a curated record